ACUCAAAAGAAGAAGAAGUAGUGACGUAAUUCCCCAGCGACUGGGACACACUCAAAACAUCAAUCUGUUUGAUAUUGCAGUAUUAUACGAGUAUUUCACCAGGAGCUUAACAUAAUGGCAUUGGAAACGGUCCCCAAAGACCUUCGCCAUCUGCGAGCCUGUCUUCUCUGUUCUUUAGUGAAGACCAUUGACCAGUUUGAAUAUGACGGCUGUGACAACUGUGAGUCAUACCUUCAGAUGAAAGGGAAUCGAGAGAUGGUUUAUGAAUGCACAAGUUCUUCAUUUGAUGGUGUGAUUGCCAUGAUGAGUCCUGAGGACAGCUGGGUAGCUAAAUGGCAGAGGAUAGGUAACUUCAAGCCAGGCGUAUAUGCAGUGUCAGUGACUGGCAGACUGCCUCCAGGUGUGGUGAGGGAGUUGAAAAGCAGAGGAGUGAUCUACAAAUCCAGAGACACAGCAGUGAAGACAUAACCCAGAUCAGCCACACCAGAGCCGCAUCAUACUGCAGCACCAGCUCCACUAAGAAGUAUUAACAGUGGGACUCAAUCUGAUAACGUCUGUGAUGUCUUAUGGAACUCCCCUUCACUGUUUUGUUUGUCCUUAUGAUUAUAAAUAUUAGCAUAUGUGCUUACAGGGGAGAAGAAGUGGGUAUUUUCUAUUUCUUUGAUUACUUGAGAAAAAAUAAAGGUUUGUUUUUAUACGAAA
Centropristis striata (black sea bass) is the source of this 702-nucleotide messenger RNA. It is a transcript of the gene supt4h1, whose product is annotated as SPT4 homolog, DSIF elongation factor subunit. NCBI's taxonomy places the organism in Eukaryota, Metazoa, Chordata, Actinopteri, Perciformes, Serranidae. The transcript has 5 exons. The coding region runs from base 115 to 468 and encodes 117 amino acids. The record is from RefSeq and is a predicted model, not a curated record. Gene Ontology annotation, biological process: chromatin organization; positive regulation of DNA-templated transcription, elongation; mRNA processing. Gene Ontology annotation, cellular component: DSIF complex; nucleus. Gene Ontology annotation, molecular function: RNA polymerase II complex binding; zinc ion binding.